This is a messenger RNA of Aspergillus sclerotioniger CBS 115572, 1166 nucleotides long. RefSeq lists its product as uncharacterized. The record is from RefSeq and is a predicted model, not a curated record. The transcript is spliced from 2 exons. The coding region runs from base 264 to 1166 and encodes 300 amino acids. Lineage: Eukaryota; Fungi; Ascomycota; Eurotiomycetes; Eurotiales; Aspergillaceae.
ACCGGCUAGUCCUACUCUCAUAUACUAUACAUGAAUUCUCCAGGCGACUAAAUGUGGCCAUGUGAUGGUUGAGUGAGCAUUUACCAACUCUGAUCUUGCGCUAGCAGUAUUUCACCUUCAACAGCGUACGUAACGAUGGUUGCUUUUGCGUCUAACCCCACUGGGGUCCAAGCCAGGACCAUGAUCCAGUUCGAUUACACUUCCUAACAACCAGGAUUUUGUGGAAGUUUGUCACUGUCCGAUCACUGAAACAUGAUGGCAUCAUGGGAAUGUCGGAAGAUGUUAAGAGAUACGUUAGUAACCAUCUCAAAAACGAUGCCUCUGAAUUUGCUGCAUAUAUCGAAGAUAUUGCUACCAACAGGGCAGUUCAACCUCCGUUAGGACAGGCCACCCCCCUGGGCGCUUUUACGUGGGCACGCGCAUUGCAACUGGUUAUUCUGCAGAAGACGAGCAUGAUAUUAAAGCAGACAUGGGGCCCAUCUUCAAAUACGAGGUCAUUGGGGGGAGUAUUUGAUAAAGAACUGGACAGUACGAUUGAUACCCAGGAGGAAGAACCAGACGACACGACAGAUAUCCAGGAGGAAGAACUUGACAGUACGACUGAUACCCAGGAGGAUAUCGAGAUGGAUGACAGUGACCCGUCUGAAGUGACCAACAUCGAGGAGUAUGACCUUGGAACCUUGAUGGAAGAGACGAUGACCAAUUUUUCCGACGGGUCCUUGAUACUUCCGGAUAGAACGUCCUAUAGGGAGGGAGUAGACAUCGUCAAGGUUUCACUCAUGGCCUUGCUCUCGGCAUUGACGCUUACUUGCGAGCGUGCCAGGCUCAACUGGGACGUCAAGAAGAAGAGAUUGGAUUGCAACCUAGGACACGCCAAGAUACGAAGUAUUAACGAUGGGUGUUUGAGGGACCGAAAAACUGGGAAUGUGCUCGCCGUAGUGGAAGCAAACCCCUUCCUGCUUUUUGCGAACCCAGAGCAAACCCUGAUGCAGAUGGGCUUGGAGAUGCUGGCUCAUAUCGUGGAUUGCGUUCAAAAUGGACGCCCAAAAAAAAGGUAUCUCCUAUUCUCAGAACAUUUGAAUGAAAUUUACCUCACAUGGGCGCUUUUCACUAUAUCACUGGCCAGAAUGGAGCAGACGCGAGGACGCGCGAAUUUCUUGAGUUGA